Epithele typhae is the source of this 240-nucleotide messenger RNA. RefSeq lists its product as uncharacterized. The annotation marks the transcript as partial. The transcript has 2 exons. Lineage: Eukaryota; Fungi; Basidiomycota; Agaricomycetes; Polyporales; Epitheliaceae. The record is from RefSeq and is a predicted model, not a curated record.
AACAACACUACUACUACGAGGUCCUGCCUCCUGAGCACAGAAGGUCUCGAGUCGGAGCCAUUCGAGCUCAAGACUGACGACAUCGCCGAAUCCCUCCCACGCUGUAAUCGAUGCGCUUCCCCCGCCUCGUGUCUCACGCUCGAAUUCUGCAUCAACAUCAUCGGCAAAGACAACAAGACCAUCGUUCAUUGCAAGAUCGCCGCCCGCGUCGUAUGCGUCUUCACCGAGAUCGACGUGCAG